This is a messenger RNA of Pocillopora damicornis (cauliflower coral), 1873 nucleotides long. RefSeq lists its product as uncharacterized. Lineage: Eukaryota; Metazoa; Cnidaria; Anthozoa; Scleractinia; Pocilloporidae. The record is from RefSeq and is a predicted model, not a curated record.
AUUCCAGUCACGCUAGCUCUGACUAUAGAAUAGAUUCGAACCCAUCGAUCUUUCCGGUUUGCUUUGAUGUGAUACAUAAUAUGUCAAAAAGAUCCAUCAAAGAUUUUUUCAAUGUCAUCGAAGACGAAAAUAGUGGAUCUAACGAUGAAGAAGGUAAGCUGCUCGAUUGUAUUGCCUGGCCGUGUAGUCAAAUCUCUACUCAGAAAUAUUGUAUACGAUGAUUUUACAGAAAAUUCUCAAGCAGUGGCGGCACCCCCACAAGAUAUUUUCCCGGAAGAAUCUAAUACAAGUUAAUUCAGACAGAAUGGCCCUCUCUAUCCUGAGAGUUUAACUGAAAGUGGCCAAGUGAAGGCACUCACUGACAGCGAGAAGGUUGCGAGAAGGAAGAUGGGAUAGCGCUGAUUUGUUGCAUACAGCUUUCCUUUAAGAAACAUUUCCGGAAAGAAUAGAAAGAUAAACCUCGACAUCACUGCAAGAACACCCUGGUUGAGAUACAGACACCCUUUACUGUUGUUACUGUUUAUUAUUCAUCACCCAUGAUCGUUCUUUCUACUCGUGAUUGGUCCAAUAUUUCUAAACUAGUGAAGAAGCAUGUCUGCGAAAAAAAGUGCUCAUCACACUGCAGUUGCUCGCGGGGAAGCGUUUCUGCACACGUAGCGAGGUGGUGCACCUAACAUCUGUCAACAGCUUCACUCUCAGAGAGCGGAACAAGUUAGAAGGAAUAGAAUUAUUCUCAAGUGUAUAACAGAGGUCCUAGUUAUGAUGGGGAAGCAAAGCAUAGCUAUCAGAGGUCUCCAAGACGAAGAUAGCAAUUUUAUGGCGAUGCUGUCUCUAUUGGCGAAAGAAAACUCAGUUCUGCGUGAGCACCUAGAAAACGCACCUCGGAUUUCCAAGUAUACAUGUCCGGAUAUCAAGAACGAGAUCAUCUUUUUUUCAGCAAAGUAGAUUCUCGAUGGCUUAAUUGACAAUUGCAAGAGAUCUGUCAUUUAUGCAUUAAUUGCUGAUGAGUCGACUGAUGUUACAAAUAAAGAGGAAAUUUCUAUUUGUAUACGUUUUGUUGGCAGGAAAGAGGACGGGAGACAUCUCAUAAGUGAAGAAUUCCUUACUUUUGUACAUGCAGACAAAGGAAGCAACGCUGAGGAACUCACAACAAAAUUGCUAGAGACCAUCCAGAGCGUCGGUUUUUCAGUGAAUGAUAUGAGAGCCCAAGGAUAUGAUGAGUGGGCACGUGAGUGGUGUGCAAACAUGGAUUCGUGAAGUAAAUCCAAAUGCUGUUUAUAUCCAUUGUCGACCUCAUGUUAAGCCUCUGUAUUGUCCAUGCAUCAAAGCUUCCACUUGUGAGAAACAUCAUGGAUACCAUGCAAGAAGCUACGUUGGCCUUUAAGUUCUCUGCAAAACGUUUGUUUGUAUUUAAAGAACAACUUGGAGACAAUCCUGUUGCUAGAGAAGAAAUGGGAAGACGCUCAAAGCUGAAGGUGCUUUGUGAAACGCGCUGGGCCUCCAGAGCAGAUUGCCAGGCAGUUUUCUUCGACGCUUUCAAGAGCCCUGACCUCGAAUUGAUUCAAGCCUCUGAAGAAGCAAAAACCUGCUUCUCUGUUCUUAAUGCCGAGCGAAAUGACGAUGCUGUUUGGGAGGCCUUGAUGGAAAAGGCUAUAGAAAUCGCCUCGGAUUACGGCAUUGAUCCAUCAUCGCCAAGAACGGCAGGAAGGCAACAACAUCACAACAACGUUCCAGCGGAUACUCCAUCAGCAUAUUGGAAAAGGGCAAUGUAUUUGCCAUUUCUAGAUCACCUCGUUACAGAGAUCAAUGAAAAGCUCGUGGUGCCACAACCAGGCUUCGAGGCUCAGCUCCUUAUCCCAGGUAAAUGACAUCA